This is a messenger RNA of Vanessa tameamea, 4125 nucleotides long. RefSeq names its product transcription termination factor 2 (gene lds). Lineage: Eukaryota; Metazoa; Arthropoda; Insecta; Lepidoptera; Nymphalidae. Gene Ontology annotation, biological process: DNA repair. The transcript has 18 exons. Gene Ontology annotation, molecular function: ATP binding; ATP-dependent chromatin remodeler activity. The record is from RefSeq and is a predicted model, not a curated record. Bases 115 to 3801 code for a protein of 1228 amino acids. Gene Ontology annotation, cellular component: nucleus.
UCAAAGACAACGACAAAUAGUUUCAAAUUAUGUUUUGAUUUGCUAAAAGAAAUUAAUUAUACUUUAAAUGUAUGAUAUAUUUCUCUAAGAUUUAGAUAAAUCUAUAUUAUAAAAAUGGAAAAUUCAUUCUUUGAAUAUCGGGAUAAAACUGGAGUAGGAAGUGAUUCUGAUACUGAAUUUAUUGAUAAUAGUUUAAUGGAAGAAUCGUUUACUCCAAAAACACCGGGAAAGAAAAAUCAGACUGCUUUCGUUCCUGAAUCUGACGAUUCUCUUACCGGAGGAGAGUCUGAAGAAGAGAAUGCCUCUAACAAUGUAUCAAAAACAAUCACAAGACGAAGUAGUGUCCAAAACUAUCAUAUAAUCUUGAGUAGUGAUGAUGACCAGAGCAAAAGUGGUAGUAUAAGAAAAAAGUUAAGCUCAUCGAAGAAAUUAGUUGUCAGUUCGUCUGAAGAUGAAGAACAAGUCUCUCCAGAAAUCAUACCCAAACGACGUCCAAGAAUUAAAGAAAACAGCAGAUCGUCUGAUUCUUUUAUUGUACCAGUGCGUAAAACUAAAAAGAGAAUGAUCCUUGAUUCGGAUACCGAAAAUUCUAUUAUAAUAGAGCACGACAAAAACAAGAAAUUGGCUUGUUUGAAAGAUACUCCGUUGAAAAUUGACGAUACAAAAAAGAAACUGUUUCAAAUACAAAAUAUGAGUUUUAAGAGUAAUGAUAGCAUUCAAAUCAGCGACGACGAUGAUGAUGAUGAGAAUGAAAGUAGUGUUAAAUCUCAAGAAAAUGAUACCAACGUAGACCAAGCUGAACUUGAAACUGACAUAAAUGUAGAUGAUAAAAAAGUUUAUGACAUUGAACAGAGCAAUGAUAAAAAUGAUGAUGAUGAAUCUGAAAGCAUAAACGACGCUGAUGAAAGUUUAGAUGAUGGUAGUGAGAAUAGAGUAAGCACAAGCGACGAAGGCCCCGAUGAGGACCAAAUGGUGCUGUCGCGCGCAACACGAAUGAGUAUCAUGGGUGUGGUACCGAAGGAACACGACAGUGACGAUUCUGACUUUAUACAGUAUGAUGAUACAAAUCAGACAUCACGUGCCAGUUCGGCGGCGAGUUUGUCGGAUUCACGGAAUUUGGAGACGAGUGUAAAUAAAACUCUACAGCUAGAGCCUGAUGCGGACGAAGCUUCUAGAAUAUCAUGCUCACCCAUAAAGAGCCCCCUCCGCGAUAUAACCAAUGAAAUCGACGACUCUAUCAAAGAUGAUCGAAAAGCAUAUAGUCCUGAAAUAUGCGAUUUAACUAGAUCUGAACCUUCUGGUAUUAGGAAUAAGGUGCUUAAUAAUUUGAGCAAAGUAAGCAAUGUUGAAUAUAAAGAGAAUAAAAUCGACGAUGACAUCACAAUCAUAGACACGAAACCGGAAAUCAUAGCGUUGAGCAGCGACGAUGAGGAAGAGAUAAAAGAUGAAAAGAAAUCACCCAAGAUAAAGAAGAGUCCCAAAGGGAAAACCGAAGAGGCACCUGUCCAGCGAGUCGGCAGUGAUAUUAAACAGUACCUCCUGCCUCCGAGCUAUCCCAACCAAGUCGUGUACGUCAAGAAACAUGUGCGAGAAAAUGAACUCAGUAAACUUAACGGACUUAGGGAGGAUUUGCAGAAUAUCAGGUACCUGCUGGAGAACAUGGACGUGGCCACGCUGCCGGACGGCGGGGUCAAGCUCAUCGAGCGGCUCACGGCGCUGGAGGCCGACGUGCGGCGCCAGGGGGACAAGGUCGCCGCCAUGGUCGUCGAGCCCGAUGAGCCCACAGCAGAGGACGUAGCCAAGGAUGGUUUCGCGAACGAAGACAAGGGCCUGUCGUGGGACGACAUCCAGAAGGCCAGCAACGCGGUGCAGCCGCGGAUGUUCGGCCGACAGGCGAUGGCGACGCACAUGGCGGAGCGCAGCCUGAUCCUGGAGCGCCUGCGCGACCUGCACGCGGCGCUGGCGUCGCGGCCGCCCGAGCUCGCGCACGCGCCGCAGCCCGCCGCCGUGCGCAGCGCGCUCAUGCCGCACCAGCUGCACGCGCUGGCCUGGCUGGCGUGGCGCGAGACGCAGCGCCCGCGCGGCGGCGUGCUGGCUGACGACAUGGGUCUCGGCAAGACGAUUACAAUGAUAUCUCUGAUCGUGAGUGAUAAGGAGAAAAAUCUCGAUAACGAAGACGAAGACGACGAUCCAGAUAAGGGUCGACUGGCGCAGGGCGGCACGCUAGUGGUGUGCCCCGCGUCGCUGCUGCAGCAGUGGGCGGGCGAGGUGAGCACGCACUGCGGCGCGCACGCGCUGUCCGUGUGCGCGCACCACGGCGCCGCGCGCGCACUGCAGCUGCGCCGCCUGGCCGCCGCCGACGUCGUGCUCACCACCUACAACAUCCUGCAGCGGGAGAGCGAGAAGGGCGGCGUGCUGACGCGCGUGUUCUGGCGGCGCGUGAUCCUGGACGAGGCGCACGCCGUGCGCAACUACAAGGCGGCCACGUCGCAGGCCGUGUGCGCGCUGCGGGCGGCGCGGCGCUGGGCGCUCACGGGCACGCCGCUGCACAACAAGGACCUCGACCUCUUCGCGCUGCUCAAGUUCCUGCGCUGUACGCCCUUCGACGACCUCGCCAUGUGGAAGAAAUGGAUCGACAACAAGAGUCAGGGCGGUCAGGAGCGCCUCAACACGGUGAUGCGCUGCAUCAUGCUGCGACGCACCAAGCAGCAGCUGCAGGAGCGCGGACAGCUCAAGUGUCUGCCGCAGCGCACCGAGCACCAGCAGGACGUGACCCUCGACACCGACGAGAUGAACGUCUACCAGAAGGUGCUGGUGUUCUCGAAGACACUGUUUGCUCAGUUCCUGCACCAGCGCGCAGAGCGCCAGGCCGACGCGCAGGGCUUCCUGCCGCCGGGCAAGGACAGCCAGUAUGCGAAGGUGCACAAGCAGAUGAUCGCACUGCAAGGUGCGAAACCCGUGAAAUCUCACGAGAUCUUGGUUUUGCUGUUGCGUCUUCGACAGGUGUGCGGACAUUGCGGCCUCAUUGCCAGCAUGCUGGACCCUGACGACGCGCCCGUUGACGAGGACCUGGGCAGCAAAGAUCUUCUGGCUGAGCUCAAUAAACUCACCUUGGACGAUUCGCGUUCCAGAAGAAAGAGUGGCGAAAAGAAAAAGGAGGAGGAAGAAGAAGAGGAAGCGGAGGGCACGACGGCCGCCGAAGCCAUCCGCUCCGUACUGUCGCCCAACAACCCCGUGUUCGACCUGCAACGGAGAUCUGCCAAGAUACGGGCCGUCAUGGAAUGUCUACAGGAAAAUGUCUUCAAAAACAAAGGCGAAAAGGCGGUCGUGGUGUCGCAGUGGACGUCCGUGCUGUCGCUGGUGGAGCGCGAGCUGCGCGUGGCCAAAGUGCGCUGCGUGACGCUGAGCGGCCGCGUGCCCGUGCCCGCGCGCCCGCCGCUCAUCGCCGCGCUCAACGACGCGUGCUCCGACGUGCGGGUGAUGCUGCUGUCGCUGUGUGCGGGGGGCGUGGGUCUGAACUUGGUCGGCGCGAAUCACCUGCUCCUGCUGGACCCGCACUGGAACCCGCAGCUGGAGCAACAAGCACAGGACCGCAUCUUCCGCGUCGGCCAGACCAAGCACGUUCACAUAUACAGGUUCACGUGCUUGGACACGGUUGAGCAGUCCAUCAGACAGCUUCAGAAGGCGAAACUCGAGCUAGCGGACAACGUGCUCACCGGAGCGAAGAACAAUACCGCUUCGAAACUUACCAUUGAAGACCUCAAGUUACUUUUCAAUAUGGGCCCGCAGUCUACCUCGUGAAGUUAAGAAAUGCCGUGUAAAUAAUGUAUAAUUAUCAUUUUAUUUUCCUUCUCUAGCGGUCUCUACGCGUAUUUUGCAUUGGGAUAACUUGAACCACGAAAGAUUGGUGUUAUAUUUAGGAGGCCCAAACAACUUAGACCCUAUCCGAGUCGUAAUUUCUUAAAUUCUGUAAUAGAAUGGUUUACUUCAAAUUAUGUCAUAUUAAAAUUAUUAAUUACUUAUUGUUUAUGUUUUAAGUGUUAAAAAUAAAAGUGAUUAAGAAGGAAAAGACGAUAGAACAAAAUAUAACUUUUUUUUUAAUUUUGUGACAUUCAUUUCAAAGUU